GGUAAUAUGGUAUUGUGGAUCGAGUAGCGUACAGAGAAGAGAUGCGAUGGAGUUCCCACUCACCAUCACGAUGAUCAAGUGGAUCAAGCGCCAGCACCCCCCUUACAAGGUCAACGCUUCGUGAAUUCGCCCACAAAUUUGCCGGCAGUCAUACUACAAUGUUACCAUGCACGCCCAUCCGUCACCCACCCAGCGCUGACCUACACUACGUACAAAAGAACGUCAGUCUCUUCCGGACCUUCCUACUCUCCGAGUCUCCCCUCGUUUACCAUGCUCAAGUACAUGCACAAACUCCAGCUCGUUAUAUCAAUCCUUGGAUUUCUCAAAUCCCGAUCUAUACAUACGAUUGCGUGUGUCUCUUCUCCAUCCAUUCCUUCUCAUCCUUUCCCAGUCAUGACCCUCGUCACAAACAUCCUCGACGCAGCCCUUCAAACCGGCCUUCAAGAACGUUUCCAUUCCUAUAUCCUCUAUCAUCCUAGACAUCCGCUUCGUCCAGUGCGGAGACUAUCUCCUCAAUGUCCAAGGCAGUUGUCAGGUCGUCGACUUUAUCGCAUACGGCGAUUACAACGUCAUCGUCACCCUCUUUGCUGGCCUCCUCGACCUAGGGCUAAUAUUACACACCCUCGUUUUCCUUUAUGCCUUCGCUCACUCUGCUCGGUCGUCCUGCCUGAUUCACCCGCCAACGUUGGCACUGCCAAUCCCGCCUCCAGAAAGUAGCGCAUCAUGUUUUCGUUUUUAGAAGCAGUAUUACAGGCAGUGUGUAUAGGUAAUGUUGCGAGGGUAUGAGUGGUGGGU
This is a messenger RNA of Suillus paluster, 795 nucleotides long. RefSeq lists its product as uncharacterized. The transcript has 4 exons. Bases 271 to 717 code for a protein of 148 amino acids. The record is from RefSeq and is a predicted model, not a curated record. Lineage: Eukaryota; Fungi; Basidiomycota; Agaricomycetes; Boletales; Suillaceae.